Messenger RNA from Schizophyllum commune H4-8, 8045 nucleotides. RefSeq lists its product as uncharacterized. Bases 114 to 8045 code for a protein of 2643 amino acids. Lineage: Eukaryota; Fungi; Basidiomycota; Agaricomycetes; Agaricales; Schizophyllaceae. The transcript has 4 exons. The record is from RefSeq and is a predicted model, not a curated record.
CCGCGAACCGCCUGAACGCCUGUGAGCGGUUUCCGCGAGCCGGCGUUCAACUCUCGUUGAAGGAGGGCCUAUAUUGCAUCAAAAGGUUUCCAACACACCUGGACCUGGGGAGAAUGGGUGCUGCACCUCCCGAUGCCGACUUCGUCCGCAGCGAUAUCCUCGAAUACCUCAUUCAUAUUUUCCUCGCUUUUGCGCUGCCUCAAGAAGCUCUCAAGAUCCGAAUACUCAGCACACGUGGUGGACUACGGCUAGUGCGCUCGGUCAUAGCUGCAGUGCAGAGGCUGCUCAACAAGCUGGUCGUCGCAACAGUGGAGGACUUGCAAAGUAGUCGGACAGCCUGGCAGUUCGACGCGGAUGGCUCGAUUUAUCAAGCGUUUACCAGACCUCAGUCCAGCACUCGAAUUGCCGUCACGAGUUGUAUAUUUUCGGGGCGGUGUAUCGUGGCUAUUCGUAUGUUCGAGGAGUAUCGGGACCAAGUGCGUGAGAUGCUCCUCUCGCGCCCCUUGCUAGCGCCUCCAUCGCCUGUCGUGUCCGAACCAAUCGAGAGUCCCCAACGGACAGCCCCAGCGGCACCCAAGAGCGCAGAAAAGGGUACUGGUCGGCGCCAGGAUGGAGCGCCUAUCUCCCCGGAAUCCUGCCAUUCAUCGCGCCCAGCCGCGCGGUCCUCGUCUGGAAAAGAUGCCAAAUCCCAGGGCUCGGGCGACACGGUAAAACUCCUGCCUCAAAAUAAGGGAUUGGACGCGAAAGCGGAAGAUCUUCGCCCACACUUGACAAUCCCUCGCCGCGCUUUAGCGCAAGGCGACCAGAUGUGCAUACCCACCGGCGGGCAGACUGCAGUCUCGCCUAGUAAGGAUGACGAGCCAAUCCGAGGGCGCGAUGCUGAGAGGAACAUACCUCGAGUCGUAGAUCGUGAGGCCGAUGCAAUGACAAGUAGCUCCUCGUCCUCUCCAACGAUCAGCGUGGCAUUUUCGUUGGGUCCGAUUGCUGCUCGCCACGCUGCACGAGGCUCGGCUUCACCAGAGGAACCUGGACGAAGAGACUCAGCCGCUUUACCCUGCUUGUUGGUGCACGCACCGCCUGACUCGUCCCGCACUUCAAGCCACGAUACGAAGGCUCGGAAGUCGCAGACGAGCGACGUCCCGGCUGGCAAACAAGAAAUCCGAGGUCGAGCGAGCAACUCCUUCCAAGUGUUGAGUUCGUCCCCGAGCGGCGAUGACACGCUGAGGAACACCCCUUCCGCACCACGCUCUCGCCCGGGGAAUCCCUCUCGAACGCGAGCGGAUGAUUUGUAUGAAGUUGUCGCCAGGGACCAUGUCCAGCUGCGAAGUGACGAAGGCGUCGCCUGCAGAUCUUCAGCAGAUGUGCGCGACCCGACAAGCGUCGCGCUGCCCAACCGAUCUCGCGAGAAGCCGACAAGCCCGAGCUCUUCAAGUGGUACUCCCACUAUGGUCAAGCAACACGUAGGAAUCAGCUCACAUAGCUCGCGCGACACGCCAGAGAACUCACCUCAACGCGCCAAACACGAUUGUGAUAAUCCCGCGCAGUUUUCGGACUCGGAUGGUGAGUGCCGCGCUCUGCGAGCUAGUCCCGACAGCUUCUCGCCAUCGCCUUCCUCCGCGCCUCGCAUCCAUGCAGCUCGCGAGAUGCCUGACAGGACGUCCUCCAAUGGCCCGGUCGCGCACAGCAGCCAGACCGCUUCGUGUUUGCACUCUGCUUCUGUGCCGCUCGUCGCUCCUCUCCUUCGGUCGCCUCACCGUGCAACCACUGGAGGUGGUCCCGAUAGCGCGAAUUGGCGAGUGCGUAGGCGGCCAACGACCUUGUUGCUGCGGGACGUCGGCACCGUCAAUGCUGACGCGCAAAGCGGGAGCAUUGACGAGCACGAGCGAGCUUUCCAGGCCUUCAAUCUGAAAGUGGACGUCAAUAGAUCUCCCAGUGCAGGCGGCAACGAGAAAGGCUCACCUCGAGACGCCGAAUCAAAUUCGAACGUCGUAAAUUCUCACCGCCCGCGCUGGGAGACUUCUGGUCAAGCUUCCACUCAAGGCUGUCUGCAUUUGAGCGCUAGGGGGCAGACAGUGGUCCCGUCUUAUAACGGCGUCAAACCCCGCACAAUCGAGGCGAACAGCGCACCUCUCCAAAACGACUCGGGCCAGGACAAGAUGACGAGCGGCUCAUCGUCCUCCACCGCCUCUGGGACGGUGUUGUCUUCAUCCUCGACCAACGCUCUUGUCGCGCGAGGCUCGCAUUCACCCAACAGACCUGGACAAACGGACUCAGCAGCUUCACCCCUCUCGAUAGCGCACACCUCACCUAACGCAUCUCGCUCCUCAAGCCGCGAGAAGAAGGCUCCGAGUAUGCGUGACAUUCACUCCCCGGCCAUCCAACAGGUCGAGUGUCAACCGAGCAGCUCCUCCCAAAGUUGUGUCCUCUUCCCGAGCCAUGAGGACACGCUAGCAACGGCACCUUCUGCUUCUUCUUCAGCAGCUCGCGCGGUCAAUUCCCCAGGAGCGCGAGCCACGGAGGCAGUCGAUAUGGGUCAAAUUGUCGCUAGGGGCAGCAAGCAACAGCAAAGUGCGGACUUCAAGGGGUCAGGAGGUGUCAGCGCGGUCGAGGAGGAAAAGGGUGAAGGCGUAUCCUGCAGAGUUUCACCAGAGGUGCUUGACUCGAAGAGCAUCCCGCAGCCCGACCGAUUCUGUGAGAAGUCACCAAGCUGCGACACUUCGAGUUGUGCUAUGCUCGAGACGCGGACACGAAUCAGCUCGCAUAGCCUGCGCGACACGCCAGAAUACUCACCUCGAAGCGCCGAACGUGACUGUGAUCAGGAGAACACCGCACGUUCACCGGACUCGGAAAAUCAGUACCACCUUCGCCGACCCAGCUCUAACCGCCGCUCGUCAUCGCCCUCCUCCAUGCCGGAAAGCCAUGCAGCUCGCGAGCGGUCCGACCAGACGACCUCAAGCGGCUCGGGUACACGCAGCUUCUCAUUCACUUCGUAUUCACGCUCUGCCACUGUCCCGUCCGCGGCUCCUCCCCCAAGGUCGUCUCGCCGUCCAACGUCAGGUAGUGGUCCCGAUAGCGUGAACUGGCGAGCGCUUGGGCGGCCGACGACCUUGCCGCUGCGAGAGGUCGGCAUCUUUGAUGCUGGCUCGCGAAGCAAAAGCGUCAGUGAGCGCGAACAAGCUUUUGAGGGCCUCAAUUUAGAAGAGGAUGACAUUAAAUCCCUCGAUACAAGCGGUGAGGAGAAAGGCUUACCUCAAGACGCCAAAGCGGAUGCGAACGUCGGGAAUUUUCACCGCUCACGCUCGAAGGCGUCUAGUCAGGCGUCGGCACAAGGCUAUCUACGCGUGUACGCUGGGGGGCGGAUGUUAGCCUCGUCUCGACGAGACGGUAAACCCCAAAGCUCACGCAACACGGGGAGGUGCUCACCGCAGAGCACCGGAUCGGAUACCAUCACGACAGCCCCGGACGAUUCAGGUUGUACUCCUGCUAUGGUCGAGCCGCACUCAGGAAUCAGCCCGUGUAGCUCUCGCGACUUUUGGGAAUGCUCACCUCGAAGCGCCAAGGACGAUGGUGGCAGGAGCCCAGUGCAGUUCCCGGUCUCAAAUGGUCAACGCCGCGCCCGGCGAGCAAGCGUUCUCGGCCUUUCGGCCUCAACGUACACCGCCUCGCCCAUGAUUGCGGCUCGCGAGCUGCCCGACAAGCUCUCAGACCGCUCGGGUACGCACAGCUGCCAGGCCGUCCAACUUCAACACCCUGCUCGCGUCCCAGCCACCGGCCUUCCUCGUCGGUCAUCCCGCAUGCCAAGGAACACGAGCGGUCCUGAGACGGCAGAUUGGCAACAAAUCGUAAGCUCCUUUCGCAACGACACCACUCCGUGCGGCUCGCGAGACAGAACAUGGCUCUUAUCUCGACUCGACGCCGCGGACACCACAGCGCCCAGCGCAUUUCGGCUUCACUUCCACGCUUUUAAGCGCGGACGGAUUCCUGAGCCGCUGGAGGACAGCGCAGGCAGUUUGAAGCGCGGGUAUGCUGGGGGGCAGGCGGUGCUCUCGUCCUGCAAGGACGUCAAGCCCCUGGAUGCGCGCAAAAGAGAGAAGGACCCAUCACCUUUCACCGCGUCGGAUGUUGAGCACCAACACUCGCUAUCCUCGAAGCCCAAUCGGGCGAUGCCUCCGGCAUGCGGCGGGGGAGACUUGCCGCUAGGCUGUAAUGGGUUAGACGUUGACCAGGGUUCCUCUUGCUCACCAGACAGUCCACCGCUCUCGUCCGCGCGAGAAGCGGAGGUGAUCGAACCGACACGUGAAUCAGGCUCGAGCACGGAGGACGAUGUCAGAUUGAUCGGCAGAAGAGGGCACGACUCACCUGGCAAGCACUCGGUCAAUGCGUACAGUGAAGAGAACCACUCUCCUCGCCUUGCCAAAGCAGAUACCACUCGGAAUUUGGGACACUGCACGCACGUGCGCGACUCCGAGGAAGAAGUGUUCGCUCUUCUCUCGAUGCGCGGACCACCAGAAGGGCGACUGAGCGACAACGCGGGGAGGUCAAUAACGAUGCUGUCUUGCGUGAGUGGCGAAAAGCUCAAGGAUUACCAUGAAUGCGCGCGCUUUGUCCCGGUCCUCCGCACGCGCCGUGUGCAUUGCGCGUCUCCCGCAAGCGCGCUGAACCCGCUUUGGAAGGAUCGCGAGGUUGCUGUACCCGAUGCGUGGGAUACUUAUCUGCCGCGUGGACUGCCGGACAAACAAGCGGGUGGAAAUGUCGGGGUCCUCCAUGUCGGAAGGCCAAGCACAGAUGCGACUCCGCGACCUGGUGGAAGGAUCAGCUUGAUCAUUACGGAUGGAGAAUGGACCAUGGGCUACACACUGGACUUUUACAAUGAUCCUGGGGGGCCGAUACGCGUCACAUCUUCAGUGGACAUCCAUCUCUCGGGGGUCUGCCAGGCUCAAGCAGUCUCGCCGCCGCAUGCCUGCCUGUCUUUGCGCGAAUUAGCGGCGCACGUCGAGCGCGCGAAGGAGGCGCCAGGCCGACCUGAGAAUGGUGCACAACCGGUCGGCGACACGUACGCGAGUUCGGGGCGCGAACUCGCGCACAGAUUCCAUCAAGGCGCGUACAAUACCUGCGAAAAGAGUCAUGGCUUUUUCGGUACAGGCAAGGCGGUUCGGGACUUAGCAAAACGCGGCGAGUACGUGUUGCGCAAACGGCGCAACAAUAACGCGCUCCUUGAUGUUCGCAUUGUGCCGCACACGAGUCAGUCGCCACUCCGCGCGUUCUCCACGGCCAGGUCAAACUCCGUACCUCAAGCCUCCCGCGCUCGCUCAUUUUCCCGUGCGCUGGCACCGCUCAUCAAGUGCCCGUUCUCAUACGCAGGCGAGAUUGCUCUUAUCUCUGAGGCGAGCAUGGGUGAACGAUGUCGCCAGCUCUUCACGCGGGAGAGGACGUACCUUCUCAGUCCACGGAGGGAGAUGACCGCGCCGAUUCGCGCAGAGACGGAAACUGGGGGGCCGACUAAUUGCAGCCGCCGGUUCGACUGUCCGCUUCUCGGGCCUAGCGGCGCGCGCAAACUAUCGUAUAUCAGCAACUCAUCCAGAACGAUGCGAGGCAACUCACUUCAAGAUCUCGUCCCAGCUCGCCUUGCGGCGGAGCCACAGGAAGUACGUUCUCGAGCGAAUCUGCCGUUUUUCGUGGCAAAUCAGCGCUGUUUGGCUGCCGGUCAUCACUUUUCGGCCGCGCUUGUGCACAAACUUCAGCAAAUUCCCCUCCGCGCGCAGGCCACGUCAAAUGCUCACCGAUUGCGCCCCGCCACAGAGGAGCUAGUCGCAUUCCAUCGCUACCCAUCUCGAUCCUCGGGGGUGUACACAUGUAGCGUAGCACCGGGCUACGAGUCGAUGCCGCCCAUCGGCAGACACUCCAAGUACCUGAGGGUUGGUUGCCGCUGGACAGUCUGCAUGGUCUUCUCGCGCAACCACGAUGCUGGGGGGCUGAUAAGUCAAGAAAUCCGAGCGCGAUUCGACAUGUCUCGCACACAUCGGGACCACGACGGCAAGGACGCGCCUUGCAGUAUCUGGGCAAGCCAGUGCCACUCAAUCGCGGUAUCUCGGCCCGGCGACGCCGAUGCCGAGCGCCAGCUUCGCGUCUCCCCCAUCGCUCUUCGCAGUGCCGCGUUCCAUGCGCGCGAUCGUCACCAAAAACCUUCCGCCCGCCCCAUCCACCGACUCCGCUCCCAGAUCUGCUGUCUAUACCCGGCUCGGCUUGGCUCGCUUCCCUCCGCACUCGCGUUCGAGGCGCAAUCGUCUGCAUCUUUCCCGGCAAGCUCGCGGACGAUAUCCAACGGUGUUUACAUUCGCAGCACACCCCCGGGAUCCCGAGUCUGCACUGCGAAUGGGGGGGCCCAGGGGGAGGUACUCCCCUGCGGAUGCGAGGAGAGAACAACAAGCAUCUCAGCGUCGGCGCAGUGGCUAGCGAGACGCUGCCACUCACUCGAUAGAGGGGCACCGCGCUCAAAGGAAUCAGGGACUAUGCUAGCGGAUGUGAUUGGCCCAGGCACCGGAAGGGUCGCCUCCCGCCUCGUCGUAGAGUAUUACUCCGACGCGGGCACUCUCUUAUUCGAUCUCACGCGCGCGCGUCGUUACACGCGCACUACACGCUACCCGAGCGCUUCCGCGCCCGACCGUCGCCAACGGGCGACCACUCUGCUUCCGCUCCUACCCACUCGACUGGCGAGAUCCCCACUCGCGGGCACAGAGCUCCCGCACCGUCUACCUGCUGGAACGGAAGGUCGUUCAACAGCGCCGGCUGGCGCUCCUGCCUGGGUGGCGGAGGAGCAAGCGACCGACGAACCCCGGACGCAUCGCCUACACGCCCACAUUAUGCUGCCCCCGGAUGACAAGGAUCAGGCCUCUGGUUGCGCCAUUCAGCCUGAGCCUCGUAUCGGGCUUCAGGAUAACCAUUCGAACGCGGUCGACGAGGGACCGGCGACCGAUGUCGAUGCUGAUAACGCCGCUGACUCUGUUCCCCUGCCUGCUAUCCCUGAGGUGUCUAUCAUAGCCCCGACCCUUUUGGACCGUGAAGACGAGGUGCUUCCCAGGCGCGAUCCCGCGGCCCCUCCGGCGAACUCUCGACCUCUUAUAGUGGCGGCCCAGGAAGCUCGACUCGAGGACGCCGAAGAGCAGGAUGGACGAGCGACGGGCACCGACGUCGGUCCUGAUGAUGAAAGUUCUGCGUCUGCCGCGGAUCCUGCUUCCCCAAGUCCGCCUGCAGAGGAUGGCUUCAUCGACAGUCCCGAAUCCACCGCCCCGGCUGCGCAUGUGCAGGCCACGACCGAGGACGACCCCAUUUGGACCCUCGUAGGCUGCCGUACGACCAAAGAGCUCUGUCCGGGAGCCCUCCAGCUCGUCAUUGACGCCGGCACUGACGGCGAGGUCGGCGAUUGCCAAGUCCUCCUUCGCGCGGACUUCAACGAGGCGAUGGAGCGGCUUCCCGGGAUCUGCGAACCCCGGAAGAUUUGGUUGUCCCAGCUUCAUUUGCGCAUCGGCAGGGCUCAGGAUCGACAGGGAGAAGAUACGAUGCUGAGGGUUAUGCGCUGCCUCAAGCCUUAUCUGCGCUUCUUCUCUGCCGUCCAUCUCGACCUAAAGCAGGAAUGCGACGUCGACCUGGACAGCUCGGGUCGAUUCACUGAAUUUUCCCACCUGCUAUCCUUGCGCAUAGAAGGACAGGCGAAUCUGAACCAUUUCCUAUCUUUUCCGCUUCACAACCUUCGCUACCUCGACAUCAAGGUUGAAUUGGAUUCCUAUAGCAUCUUGAAAAUCAUAGACCUUUCCAAGACGCUGGAAGUCCUGACGCUGGACUACGCCAGCGAACAUUCUGCGGGUGGUACUCGUCCUACGAAGUCGCGGACGCAGGGCGUGCGCUUCCCGCCAGCCAUGUUCAUCACGACAGAUGAUCCUAAGGAGCUGUUCACUGUGGACCCCAAACCGGGUUGUAGCCACCCGACUUUUCACCCGAUGAAAGCAGUAAAAAGGCCCAUCAAACCGAGUGAACUCAAGGAAUUUUAA